Dictyostelium purpureum is the source of this 207-nucleotide messenger RNA. RefSeq lists its product as uncharacterized. Lineage: Eukaryota; Evosea; Eumycetozoa; Dictyosteliales; Dictyosteliaceae. The record is from RefSeq and is a predicted model, not a curated record. Bases 1 to 207 code for a protein of 68 amino acids. The transcript is spliced from 4 exons.
AUGGUAUUUGAUUGGGAAAUUGAUCAAAGUGGUUUCUGCAAAGUUACUUGGCCAGAACAAAGUUGGUAUGCUCAAAACAUUAAAACUAUCGAGGAUUUUUUAGCAUUUAAAUAUAUAAAAGAUUUUUUUGGCAUUAAAGCUAUCGAGGAUUUUUUAGCAUAUAAAAGAUUUUUUAGCAUUAAAGCUAUCGAGGAUUUUUUAUCAUAA